This is a messenger RNA of Trichoderma asperellum CBS 433.97, 2157 nucleotides long. RefSeq lists its product as uncharacterized. The record is from RefSeq and is a predicted model, not a curated record. NCBI's taxonomy places the organism in Eukaryota, Fungi, Ascomycota, Sordariomycetes, Hypocreales, Hypocreaceae.
AUGUUUCGUGACCAUGGCGUCGGAAUUGGCAUCAUCAACGGCGGCCUCGACACCGCCGUCAACCACGCCGCGAUCCACGGCCGCAUGAGCCCAGAUUCACCUCCCGGCAUGACGGCGUCCAAGAGCUCCAAGUCGUCUUCCUUCCAUUCGUUAAACAGCGACGACGGCAGCGUCCUCGCAGACGUCGGCCAUUUCGAAGACAUUGGCCUGGAUGACCGUGUCACCCCAAAGGCUGCGCCACAACCCGUUCGGCAGCCUCGAGAUCUCGCCUCGGCCAAACGAGCGCCGCACCCGAAGCGAUCUUUUACCAACCUCAACGGCGCUUCUCAAGGCUCAAACCCGCGAAGCCCAAACUUCCCAACUCUGUCUGACCCACGACCAAUCGCAACUCUGACCAAGGGAUAUUCCACCUCGUCUGUCCCGCAGUCUCGCCGUCAUCGCAGCUCCAGUCCGGGCAUUGCGCUCAAUCCUCGAGAUCCGAGUCUGCCUGGCCGGCCGCGUCGAGGCAGCUGGCAAGUGAGCCGAGACCGCAAAUCUAUCUCGGAGCUAGAGCAAGAAUGCGACGACGACGAAGACGAUGACGACAUCCCUGACGGUCUUUUCCUCGAUAAUGUUCCCAUUUCCCCACGCCCACAACAUGAACGACCCGUGAGCCGGCCUUCAUCUAUAAAAUCUCCUUCGCCCUCUCCCAACCGCCGACAAAAGAGCCCCCGAGUUCGCAGCGUCGGCGCCGGCACGCCUCCUGUCGCCCAGGCACAAGGCUCACUACGGUCGCCAAGGCAGCCUCCCAGCCCUCUCAGAGGCAAAGCCCAGACCUGGAACAUUGCGCUUUCAGAAUUGAGUGCCGAAGCAAAAGCUCUUACCGAGAAACUCGAGGAGCACGCCGACGAGCAGCACGAAAUCGAAGCCAAGCGACAUGGCGCCGUUGUACGGCCCAAUACUUGGGAUCCGAAUCAGUCUGUUAAAAUUGAUGGUGUCCACGACAAGAAAAAGGGGCGCGUCAAGUCUUCUUUCGCUGAGCUGCCGCCACUGCGUCGCUCCAACAUCAUGAUUGACCCGCUCCCUAUUUCCAAGGAGAAGGAAGCCGUUCUCAGCCGCACUCGACCGUCGUGGCUGCCUCCCAAGGAUCCCGCCGAAGAACGCCGUCAUUUACGCGAAUAUCAGAAGCUGAUGCUUGCCAGUGUCAAGGCAGAGGAGCGCCGUGAAGCAGCGCGAAAGAGCAAGGCAAACGCCAAGGACACCAACGCGGACAAGGCCAUGCACAUCUGGGAGGACGAUAUCCUUCCACGAUGGAACCAGGCUAUUCGCGAGAAGAAGACGAGAGAGUUGUGGUGGAAGGGAGUGGCGCCCCGCAGCCGGCGAGCUGUAUGGGCCAAAGCAAUUGGAAACGAGCUUGGUCUCACAGAGGCAUCUUUCAAAGCAGCACUGGCCCGGUCAGACGAGCUGGAGAAGAGAGUCAAAACAGAUAGGGGAGAUGCCGAAGAUCUGAGGCGCGUCAAGUGGUUUGAACAGAUUCGCAAAGACGUUGCUGAGAAGACGUGGAGGGAUCUGCGCAUCUUUGAAGUGACUGGUCCACUUCACCAGGGCCUGGUAGAUGUGCUGAGAGCCUAUGCCAUGUACAGGAACGACAUUGGCUAUGUGUCAGGGUGUAAUACUAUAGCCGCCCUGCUUUUACUUAAUCUACCGAACCCCGAAACAACCUUUAUUGCCCUCGCAAAUGUACUUAACCGCCCUCUACCAUUGUCAUUUUAUACUUUUGAUCGCGGCGCGCAGGCAUCCGCAUACAACUUGGUGCUCGAAUCGCUCAAGACCAAGUCGGAUUCCUUGUAUCAUCACUUGACCAAGACGGUCCCCGGCGUCCAGCUUGACCACUAUCUCGCAAACAUCUUCACUAGCCUAUUUACAGGGCAUCUGGCCAUUGACGAAGCAGCAAGGCUCUGGGAUGUAUACGUCUUCGAAGGCGAUACGUUACUGGUACGAGCGGCCGUUGCCAUUAUCCUUAGCCGAGAGGUAGAUUUGCUUGUGAGCAAGACUGCUGAAGAGGUCAAGGCUGUCAUGCUACGGACCAGUGCAGGCGCCUCAUCAGCACGAGCAGUGAGCGAAGUUGGCGCUGAAGAUCGAUUCAUGCAGAGUGUCCGCGAUGCAGGGAAACACUAA